GGCAGUGCAAAUGAGUGUCGUUCGGCGCCCUCCUUUUUUCGAGGCGCGGGAACAUCUGGCGACAAGGUGAUGACAGUGUUACCCCCCCCACUCGGCAACGCCCUCACCCCCACCACGUCGAAGGGUGGCCGCACCAGCGGCGAACACGAGCACUACCAUGCCAGAAGAAAUUGGCAAGCACGUGUGGGAGUCCUGUCACCAACAGAUGCGUGGACCGACUGUUGAGAACAUAACGAACGGGGUGUGGACGAUGCGUGUUGCAAGCGAUGCCGAUGCGGAGGACACCCGGAGGGCGACUGGUGACGAAUCUUCAUAUUUUUAUUGCGAGGACGAAGCGGACGAUGCGGAGGAGUUGGAGAUUCGACCCCUGGGUGUAGGUCGUAGAGGGAGGGGUGGAUGCGGGUGUCAACAGAAUCAGGGAUCCCGUGGUGGUCGAAUAUCGAAGGCUCCCGCAGGCGACAAGGGUGGCAAGCAUCCGACAUGGAAUGUUGAGGAGAUGCUAAAGCUCGCUCGGGCGAAGCGGGAUCAGCAAGCUCAUUUCAUUGGAAUGUCGCACAACGACGGGCGCGUGCACAACAAGGAAUGGAAGCUGCAGGACCUGCAGAAACGUUUGGUGGAGGUGUGCGUGAAGAGGACGACCGAUGACAUUUGGAAGAAGUGCAAUAACCUCUUCCAAUCGUAUAAGAAGCAAGUGUACCUUGGGAUCGAUAAGAUCUCUCAAGGCAAUAAAACCAUCUACCCUGACAACCUCACCGACACGAGCGCCUGUGGAGAAGUGGAGAUGUCGGGGGACAUGCACCGUCCGCCAUCGGUUGAAGGAGAAUCCGUCGCCGAGGGAGACACCGGUGAUGACAACGACGGAGAUGGAGGGUCGGCGCGGGGGUCUAGGUUCGGUGCAGGCAGCACGGGCGGCGCUGGCAAGAGGAAGAUCAUGCGCCAACAAACGAUCAACAACAUCGUCGAAGUCAUGGAGAAGCACGGUGCAUUGAUGGCGGACAAUGUGGAGGGGGCAAGCAAGCAGCAGUGUUCCAUCCUGGAGCUGCAAUGCGACAGACUCGAGCGCGAGGUCGACGCCAAGAAGCGGCACUAUGAGGCGUCCAACGAGGAGAGCAAGAUGAUGUGCACUGCGUUGAUGGAGAUUGCGAAAGACAUCAGGGACAGGUCCUGAUGCCGCCUCAGCUCUGCGGUCGGUCGUCAUGCCAAUGCAUGUGUUGACAUUGCAUCCCUCACUUUUCGUCGGUGCCGCAAUUAUG
This is a messenger RNA of Chara braunii, 1253 nucleotides long. The record is from the annotation of a GenBank genome assembly. NCBI's taxonomy places the organism in Eukaryota, Viridiplantae, Streptophyta, Charophyceae, Charales, Characeae.